Molecule: messenger RNA, 456 nt
Organism: Rotaria sordida
Lineage: Eukaryota; Metazoa; Rotifera; Eurotatoria; Philodinida; Philodinidae
Source: the annotation of a GenBank genome assembly
AUGACUGAUGUUAGAGUAUGUGAUAUUCAACUUAGUCGUUCAGGAAUAUUUACAUUAUAUGCUACAGAUGUUAAUUCAUUUAAUCGACUAUUGAAUGAUUUUACUCAGAUCCUCGCUGCAAAUGGUCAAAUCACAGCAAAAAUAUUUGUACCUCGAUCAAUUCAUAGAAUUAAAAAUAUGGAAAAAGUUGCUUUCGUCAAGAGAGUUGACUUAGAAAUUUCGGAAACCAGAAUUACUGAUGUAUUAAUGGAUACACGAUUUAAUGUUGAAAGUUUAAAUGCAUUUAUACAAACUGGUUUACAAAUAGAUUCAAUGCAUUUUCUAGCUGAACCUGCAAUGCAAAAUAAUAAACCGGUACAAUGUUAUCUAUGUCUUCAAUAUAACCAUAUGGCAAAGUAUUGUAAAACAAAACAACAAGUAUGUGCUCGAUGUGGUGGAAAACAUCACGUUGACUAA